This is a messenger RNA of Solanum verrucosum, 501 nucleotides long. RefSeq lists its product as uncharacterized. The record is from RefSeq and is a predicted model, not a curated record. NCBI's taxonomy places the organism in Eukaryota, Viridiplantae, Streptophyta, Magnoliopsida, Solanales, Solanaceae. The transcript has 2 exons. Bases 1 to 501 code for a protein of 166 amino acids.
AUGUCUCUGUAUCAGCUAGUCUUCAGAAAAUCUUGCAAUUUACCGGUUGAAUUGGAAUACAAAGCAUUAUGUGCAUUGAAAGCUCUAAAUCUGGACUGGACAAAGACUUCAAAAGAGAGAGUAGAUCAGCUAAAUAAGUUGGACGAAUUCAGGUUCAAGGCAUAUGAAAGUUCAACUCUUUACAAGAAAAAGAUGAAGAAGUGGCAUGAUUCUAGAAUCCUUAAAAGGGAGUUCAAAGUAGGAGAUUGGGUUUUACUAUAUAAUUCUCGACUCAGGCUCUUUUUGGGAAAAUUCAAAUCUAAAUGGUCAGGUUCAUUCGGAGUAACACGGGUAUUGAUAAAUGGUGCCAUUAAAGUCGAAGGUGAAGAGAGACUUGCAUUCAAGGUGCAAGAAAUUACGCAAGGUGAAGACUCAAUUGGUGGAUCACCGAAGUUGUUCAGCGAUCCCGACCUAGUCCGCCUUCUGGACUUUCAAAAUGGAGCUGAGAUACUGGAACAUUAG